UUGGGAACCUGGUUUUUUAAUGUUGGAGAAAGUGAAGCCGAGUCGGUUGGAGUGCCUUUUCUCGGGAAGCUUCACCUUGUUUACGAGCCUUGGAGGUACAUUGACGAACAUGGUGAAUGCAGGAGUUAUUUGGGCGGACUCAUGGUGAUCCGAUUCCUUGGGGCGUAGCGAUUUCUCCCUGCAUGGUGGACAUGUUUGUAGGUGUUUGGAAACCACCUGGAGGGCUGCGUUAUAUUGAAGUCUCACGGGGCGGUUAUCCGAUCCAUUGGGACGUAGCGAUUUCUACCUGCGUUGUUGACGUGCCUAUAGGCGCGUUGGAUAUCGCCGGGAGAGUGUCGGGGCUCUGCAGGUUCGUUCACGGUGCUGUCGGCGCGGACAUUUCGCAAAUUCCGAAGUGCCAGCGGAGAUGGCUGGACGCAUCUACACCGAUUACGCACGUGAUUAUCGACGGGGCCGAGGAGACGAUCGAAGCGGCGACUUUCGAAGGCAUGAUGGAGCAGCGGAUCCAUCCGAGGAAGGACGAAGGGACCGGACUUCGAGGAACUCGCAGCAUCGAGGAGGGCUUCGAUGCCGUUGAAGCGGAAAAGGAAGAGAAGCUAAAGCGGAAGCAGGAGAAACAAGCUCGACAAAAACGAGAGGAGGAAGAAAGGUUGGCAGCCGAGGAAGCGCGUCAAGCGGCUAUUCGAAAGGUGAAAUGGAGGGAGGAAAAGAAGAAGGAGGAGGAACAUAAAGAAGAAUUGAGAAAAGAGAUGUUGAAUGAGAUCUCCUUGCACAUGGGACAGCUGGGGGAGUCCCUGCAGGAGAGGUACGAAUGCGAGCGCAAAGAGAUGAUUCGUGCCAAAGGAAAGGCCAGAAUGGCCUUGUCCUCAUCAUCGGGCGACGAUGAUGCUGAAAGCUAUAGCAGCGACGUUGAAGCGCUGAGCCGACAGGCAGAGCACCUUGUUAUCAACGAGAAGCGCAAGCGCGGUGACAACGAAGCCGUGGGUGACAGCCCACCCAUGAUAACUCCGACAAAGCGAACGGCGCAGAGGAAGCUACAGCUGGGUUGUCGACAUCAGUCGAUGAAGAAGACCCCAUGACGAAAGACUACGAAAGCCUCACGAAG
Chara braunii is the source of this 1105-nucleotide messenger RNA. NCBI's taxonomy places the organism in Eukaryota, Viridiplantae, Streptophyta, Charophyceae, Charales, Characeae. The record is from the annotation of a GenBank genome assembly.